This is a messenger RNA of Ictalurus punctatus (channel catfish), 1887 nucleotides long. Its product is annotated as interferon-induced protein 44. The record is from RefSeq and is a predicted model, not a curated record. The transcript is spliced from 7 exons. Bases 119 to 1537 code for a protein of 472 amino acids. NCBI's taxonomy places the organism in Eukaryota, Metazoa, Chordata, Actinopteri, Siluriformes, Ictaluridae.
GAGCUGGUUAAGUUUCGAUUUCGUUUCCUCACAGGCUUGCACUCACUCACUGUCUGUGGCGCACUUUCUUCACAAGCCUGUUAUUUGUGUUCUUCUCUGCAGAAUAACUUUCUCCAUUAUGGCUUCCAUCGUCUCUUCCCUCGGCAGUGAGAAGGAGAUGAGGCUGCAGAGGUUUUUCUCCAGUCCUGUUCGUUUUCAUCUUCUGUACAAGAGCAGUCAUCAUGGGGCCACUGUCAAUCAGCUCCUCUCCAGCUUCGACAACUCUGGCAAAUUUCUGCUCUCAGUGUUUCUGCAGUCAGGGUCAGUCAGAGGAGCUUUCACGAGUAAAUUCCUGAGACAUGGGACUGAGUUUUCUGACACAGAGGCAUUUGUGUUUGAGAUGGAUGAGAAUGAUGCCAAAUAUUUUCCAGUGAUAAACCCUGCAGAAGCUAUCAGGAUCAGCACCCAACAAGCUUCGGUUAAACUCAAAGGGCUCAGGCAUGAAAUUUCUCAGAGUUCAAGUUCUAUCUCUUUUGGAAGCUGCUUAAACUUCAAGUUGGAUAAUGGCUUCUGGUAUGUGAGCUUCUGCACAGAUGAGACCUUUGGCACGACAUGGGCACAGGAGAAAAACAUUCACUGUGUAGAUGUGGAGCUGCACCGAGUCCAAGAUCUGGUCGAAUUUAUGCCGACCCCUUGGAGAGAAGUGUCCUGGACAGAUCCAGCAAGGGAAAGCCUGAGGCAGGAGUUUGUCUCUUACAAGCUGCCGAAGAACUAUCCAAUGUCACGAGUGAAGGCGUUGCUCUUGGGCCCGGUGGGUUCUGGGAAAUCCUGCUUCGUCAACUCUAUCAGAUCCACCAUGUACAAGCGGAUCGUUCACCUGCCCAACGUCGGCACGGCAAAAAACGGGUUCACCAAGAAGCUGAAUAUCUAUAAUAUCAAUGGAGAGAAAGGAGGUUCUCCAACUGUUCUGAGUCUCUGCGAUGUGAUGGGAAUAGGAGACGAUGACUCUACCGGUCUCUCUUUCUCAGAUGCACUGGCUGUCAUCAAAGGCCACGUCCCAAAAGAAUACAAGUUCCAGCCUGAUGUUCCUGUCACUGAUGCAGUCAGUGGCUACAUACCAAACCCUUCCCUAAACGGGCAGGUUCACUGCGUCCUGUUCGUGCUUGAUGCCGUCAAAUUGACAUCAUACCCCAGCAGCCUGAAAUCCACACUCAGAAAGCUGCACACCACCAUAUCAGACCUGGGAAUCCCUCAGCUGAUUUUGCUCACUCAUGUGGAGCAGGUGUGUCCGACCGUACAGGAGGACUUGAAGUAUGUCUACUCCAGCCGAACUGUGCAGGAUAAGAUGCAGAAAGCAGCCGAGUUGGUGGGAUUGCCAUUGUCCUACGUUCUGCCGGUGAUGAACUAUGUUUCCCAGCUGAAAGUGGACUGCAACACCGACAUCCUGCUCCUGAGUGUGGUUAUGAACAUCCUACAGGCUGUGGACGACACAUUUGAGGACCGGUAUCCCUCAAUUAGACCAAUUAGUAGUCAGAAACUCGAAGACGGUGACAUAUAAUUUGUAUGUUUAUAAUCUAAAUGAUUCUUAUCCCAAAAAAAUAAUUGUGUAUCAUUCCUGACAUUGUUAUAAAAUGACUGUAUUCAUGAUUUUGUACUUAUGUUGACAUAUCGUUUUAUUUCACCUUCUUGGUCCUUCCUCCGCUUUUAUCCCUAAUUGGCUUCUUUCACUAAUAUGCUCAUCAGCUUCCUAUAAACUCUCAUUUAUCUCCGUGUGUAUAUACGGUAUACAGUAUACUAGCUCAUGAUCCUGUAUUCUUUGUAAGGUUUUGAUUUCAGAUGCCAUUUCAUUUGGAUUUCGAAUGCUUAUUCUUUCUUUUUGAUUGUUGUAAUAAAGCUCCUCACACCGGA